AUGAUAAAAACAAUCUCUCAAGGUGUUUUUACAAAACAUGCUCUCAAAAUUAUCAGCGGGUCUAACCAAAAUCGAAGUCUUACAAACCAAACAAAAAGGCACCCAGUUUUUGAAAGACCUCAGAUAGAUUUCACGCAAGAGGAAACUAUUCUGAAGAAACUCAUUCCACAAAUUCGAGAAGAUAUUCUAAACGAAUCAUUAGUUUAUCAGGUGAACAUGCCAACAGUUAGAGCACACGUCGAAAAACUUUUUAAUGACACAGUCGAAGAUCUCAAGCCAAAAUUUCUAAACUGUGCUUUAAUAUCGAUAUAUGCGUACAAGUAUUUUAAACAGGACUACUCCGAAGAAGACCUUAUCAAGGCUGGUAUUUUGGGAUGGUGCUAUAAAUUGGUAAAAUUCAUAAGUUUUUUUAAGUUUCAAAUGUUUUAA
Diabrotica balteata is the source of this 429-nucleotide messenger RNA. Lineage: Eukaryota; Metazoa; Arthropoda; Insecta; Coleoptera; Chrysomelidae. The record is from the annotation of a GenBank genome assembly.